AUGUCAAACUCAAACAAAAGCAAGAAGGACAAAGAAAUCCUCGCUGAAUACGAGAGCCAAGUCAAAGAUGUGCGGGCGCAGUUGGUGGAGCAGCAGCGCUGUCUGGAGCAGCAGACGGAGAUGCGGGUCCAGCUGCUUCAGGACCUGCAGGACUUCUUCAGGAAGAAGGCCGAGAUCGAGACCGAAUACUCCAGGAACCUGGAGAAGCUCGCCGAGAGGUUCAUGGCCAAGACGCGCAGCACGAAGGACCAUCAGCAAUACAAAAAGGAUCAGAACCUGCUUUCUCCGGUGAACUGCUGGUACCUGCUGCUAAACCAGGUGAGGCGGGAGAGUAAGGACCACGCCACCCUCAGUGACCUCUACCUGAACAACGUCAUCACCCGCCUCACACACAUCAGCGAGGACUCGGCCCGUCUGCUGAAGAGGAGUAAGGAGAUCAUCUUUCAGCUUCAGGAAGACCUCAUGAAGCUGCUGAACGAGCUUUACACCGUGAUGAAGACAUAUCACAUGUACCACGCGGAGACGAUCAACGCGGAAACCAAGCUGCGGGAGGCGGAGCGUCAGGAGGGCCGCGUGAAGGGCGUGUCGGGGACGGGCGGAGGGGUGGAGCCUGUGUUCGGCCUGCGGAUAGAGGAGCGUCACCAGAGACGCAACGCCGCCCGCAAGAUGGAGAAGAUGAGAGAGAAGAGGAAGGCAAAGUACUCAGAGAACAAACUGAAGGCUCUGAAAGCCAGGAACGAGUAUCUGCUGACUCUGGAGGCCACCAACGCUUCCUGCUUUAAAUACUACAUCCACGACCUGCCCGACAUCAUAGACUGCUGUGACCUAGGGUACCACUCCAGUCUGAGCCGGGCCCUGAGGACCUACCUAUCAGCCGAACUGAGCCUUGAAGCCUCCAGGAGGGCGGGUCUGGAGGUGCUGGAGGGGGCCGUGGAGGGCCUGGACCCCGCCCGCGACAGGCAGCGUCUGCUGGGCCUCUACCCCACCGCCUUCUGCCCGCCGCAGCGCUUCAGCUUCCAGGCCCACAUGGGUGACGCAGUGACCCAGAUCGCCUCCCAGCCUCAGGUCCAGGCUGAGCUCAACCUCCGCCUCACACAGCUGCAGACCCGCCUGGCGUCGCUGAAGAUAGAGAACGAAGAGGUGAAGAAGACCUGGGGUGCAACUCUCACCACCCUGCAGGACAUGUCGGUGCUGGACGACUUCGACGUCUCCCAGAGCUUCACCCACAGCCCGUCGUCCGAGUCGGUCAAGUCCAGCGUGUCGGACGGCUACUUGAACAAACCGAGUCUGGCCAAGAGACGGGCCAACCAGCAGGAGACGGAGCUCUUCUACUUCAAUAAAUUCCGCGAGUAUCUGGAGGGGAGUAAUCUGAUUUCCAAGCUCCAGGCCAAACAUGACAUACUGAAGAAAGCCUUAGCAGAAGGUUAUAAAGCUGAACUGCUAACUACGAGUCGUGGGCGGAAGAACUCCCACAGCAAGCACCAGGAUUCAACCAAAGCCAUACCCUUGCUGGUGGAGAGCUGCAUCCGCUACAUCAACCUACAUGGUCUUCAGCAUCAAGGCAUAUUCCGGGUGUCAGGAUCACAGGUGGAGGUCAAUGAUAUCAAGAACUCCUUUGAGAGAGGUAAUGACCCGCUGAUUGACGAGGAGAGCAACCAUGACAUCAACUCUGUGGCCGGAGUGUUGAAGCUCUACUUCAGGGGUUUGGAGAACCCGCUGUUUCCCAAGGAAAGGUUUAAUGACCUCAUCUCCUGCGUCCGAAUAGAAAACCUUUACGAGAGAGCGCAGUGCGUCCGUAAGAUCCUGUUGGGCGUCCCGAGGGCGACGCUGGUGGUGAUGCGUUACCUGUUCGCCUUCCUCAACCACUUGUCCCAGUACAGCGACGAGAACAUGAUGGAUGCUGGGAACCUGGCUAUCGUGUUCGGCCCCACCCUCCUGCCCACGCCGGACACGCUGGACCAGGUGGCCUGUCAGGCGCACGUGAACGAGGUCAUCAAAACGGUCAUCCUGCACCAUGACAACAUCUUCCCCGACACCAAGGACCUGCCCGGACCGGUUUACGAGAAGUGCAUGACUGGAGAUCAGUACUGCGAGAGUCCGUUCAGCGAGCCGGGAGCGUUGGAGGAGGCCGAGCCCGACGCCGGCACCGAGACCCAGACCAGCGACGAGGAGGGUGAGGCUGUGGAGGCGGUGGCGAGGUUCGACUACGUGGGCCGGUCAGGCCGCGAGCUCUCCUUCAAGAAGGGAGCGUCCCUGCAGCUCUUCCAGCGAGCGUCACAUGACUGGUGGGAGGGGCGGCACAACGGCAACCACGGCCUGGUGCCUCAUCAGUACAUCGUGGUGAAGGACAGGGCCGACGCCAUGUCGGACACCCUCAGUCAGAAGGCGGACAGCGACGGAGGGAGCAGCAGCACCGACGACAAGAGGUCCAGGAGCGAGCUGAGCUCCCCCACCGACAUCAGACCGCCAGAGACCUAUAACAGUCACAGGAGGAAGCGAACCGACGGUUUGUUCCGCCGCCCGCUCGGCCGCUCCAACGACAACCACGGGAAUGGGGGCGUGAUGGAGCGAAGCUCUCCCCCGGUGACGGGUCACUUCAGUCCCAGGGAGCUGCUACUGGGACGAGGUCAGGGCUUGACCCCGCCGCUUGACAGCCCAGAGCGCCGCCGCCGCUCUGCAGCCGCCGUGACCAUGACGGUGAGCCGACAUGAUUCGCUGCGGCGGCCCGAGGGCACGCCCAUCCGGCGCUCGAGCAGCGGGCAGCACGGUUUCAGUGACUCCCAUCGAUCCAGAGCGCUGGACCCCGACACACUGGCACAGGAUAUCGAGGAGACGGUGACGGUGGCUCUGGGGGAGCUGAGGCAGCUGGAGCGGCAGGGCUGCCGGCCGGCGCCCGACGUGGUGCUGGACACUCUGGAGCAGGUGAAAAACGGCCCCGUCACCACCUGCUCCUCCGAGUCUCCCAGCCCCCACAGCACCCCCAGCACCCCGGGUACACCGGGAACCCCCGGGACUCCCGGGACCCCUGGCACUCCCGGCACCCCAAGCCCCCUCAGCCCUCUGAGCCCCAUCAGCCCGCUCCCUGGACCUCCGCCGGGACCUCCAAGACCUUCCAACCCUUCCCCCGACACCCUGGGCUCCUUCAAGCCUGUGGCAGCUGCGCGCAUCGGGGCUCCACUGCGGCCCCCCGCCCUCAGGCCCAAGCCCAUGGUCCCACCUAAGAGCAGCACCCCACCUCUGCCCCCACCGCUGGACAAAUCCUGCACCAUGUGAGCCAAACCAGGCCGAUUAGAGGCCGAAUCAGGCCU
Molecule: messenger RNA, 3308 nt
Organism: Seriola dumerili (greater amberjack)
Lineage: Eukaryota; Metazoa; Chordata; Actinopteri; Carangiformes; Carangidae
Product: SLIT-ROBO Rho GTPase-activating protein 1-like
Exons: 23
Coding region: 1-3273 (1090 amino acids)
Biological process (GO): signal transduction; negative regulation of cell migration
Cellular component (GO): cytoplasm
Molecular function (GO): protein binding
Source: RefSeq, a predicted model, not a curated record